ACCGGAUCCGCGUCUGGUUUACCCUACUUUUUAUUUCGAAAGUUGGAUUUCCAGUCAUGUAAGAAGAAUGUGAAUUACACGUUGAAUCUAAAUAUAGUUUCUGAUUUUCUGAUUAUAAUAUGCUUUUGUGUGAAACAAAGAACUUUUUGAUACGGUGAAUAUAUUGUGAUGAAUUAACUCGAGAUUAUUGAAUAUUGAUAAAUAAUUUUAACAGUCACUGUCGGGAACGGAUUUACAUCGUAUCGCUCUGUCCGCCGUGUAAACUUACAUGACAACCAAGACGAUAUUUUGUAGCUUUGUAUAGCUUUCAGUACUUACCAGGAUAUCCGACACAAUGUCUGCUGCAGCUGCGUUAUUGUUAUUCUUCCUGGUUGUAGCUGCAAACCGUGGUCUAGUCCAGUGUUGUCUUCGAUCUGGUCCUUCACAUGAAGACGUCGACACAUUGCGACAAGAUAUUGCUACACUUAGAAGGAAUCUGAAACACUUAGAAAUUCAGCACGAAAAUCUCGUGGAUGAAACAAGAAGGACAAAAAGUCAGUCACAGUAUUCUGAGUUAGACACAGGAGUACCGUCUGCGGAUUUUACGGAGCAACUCGAAGCUCUUAAAAUUACUGUAGAUGAACUUUUACUGAAACAAAAUCAACUCAUGCAAUUAGUCGAAACGAUAGAGCCAAAGAAGCAGAAAGUCAUGAUUGACCGUCUUGAAAAGCAACUUGAUGAUAAAAUUAACGAAAUGACAAAAAAUCUGGAACAGAUGGAACAAAAGUCAAACAAACAACAAGGCGAAUAUAGGGAUACAUUUAAGAAAAUGGACGAAUCUGUAAAAGUCAAAAUGAAAGAGCUUCUUACAACUUUGAAAGAUGUAGAAGACACAUCCCAAAGAAAUUUCAGUCUAGUCCAAGAAUCACUGGAGAACUUGAAUGCAGUUGUCAACAAAGAUAUAAAACAAAAGGUUGAAGAAUUCAGUGAGCACAUUUCUACAAUUAGAACUGCGAAGGAUGAAAUUGAUGCAAUAUUAUCUCAAGUCCAGCAUGAUGUUCACAGAAUUGUUCCGAAUACGUUCAAUAAAGAAGCGCUGAUAAUGGCCAUCAUGAUAGUUGUUGUUAUAGUGUUCAUCCUGGGGCUGUGCUUAUACAGAGUGAAUCAGAAAGUGGAAGAAAUGAAGAAAUUCCCAUAGAAAAGCUUUUUCUAGUCUACACUCGAAGUUGAUGCUCUACAUUUUAUAGACUGACACACAUUCUACAGCCUACAGAUGAAUUUAAAUACCUAAUAGAUUUAAAAGAAACACAUUUUAAAAGCCUGCAGAGAAAGUUGGCGCAGUAUUUUUAAUAGAAAUGUCAGAUUUACUAGAAAUACUUCUUAAAGCCUACAUAGGAAAUUGGUGCACAUUUCUAUAGACAUAACACAUUUACUAGAAACACUCUUUAAGCCUACCUUGGAAGUUGGUGCACUAUUUCUAUACAUAUAGACCAAUCUUCUUUACUAGAGACUCAUUUUAAAGCCUGCCUUUGAAUUUGGUGCACUAUAUCUAUACAUGUAGACCAAUCAUCUUUACUAGAGACUCAUUUUAAAGCCUGCCUUUGAAUUUGGUGCACUAUAUCUACAAUCAUCUUUAUUAGAGACUCAUUUUAAAGCCUACCUGGGAAGUUGUUGACAUAACAUAUUUACUAGUAACACUUCUUACAGACUAUAUUGGAAGUAGGAACACUACUGUUCUAGAAACACAGUUUAUCGUCUACAGAGGCGUUGAUAAACUACGUUUUGUAUUUUAUUUAGUUUCAUUUCUAUAAUAUAGAUACAGGGUUACAAUCAGUCGUCUAAGUCUCGCUUUAGCCGCUACAUCCAUGCAUUUUGUCGCAUUUCUGUCUACCAGGCGAUUUUAGACAAUGGAAUACGUCUCUUUAUAGAAUUAUUCAUGUAGGUUUUUUUUUUUCGUUAUGUUAUUGGUAGAAAGUCCGUUGAUUUGUCUCGAGUUGUUUUCUCACAAUAGCGUGUGAAUUGAUCCCAGUGACCGAGGGCUCAAACCAGCGGUUUCUGGCCUUGUCCACGAUAUACAUUAUUUGAAAGGGGUUUAUAUUUCACUAUGCAUUUUUCAUUAUGGCUCAAUUUGAGAUGUAAACAGAUUAGAUUUUUUUUAUGAAUCUGAUCAUUUUUCAUCCAAGAUACGAUUCUCGUAUUUUUGCUAUGUUUGCAUGUAUUGUAUUUUUCUGCUGUGUGGAAUAAUUGCUAAUACUGUAUCAUUUGUUGCCAAAGAAAUAAUUACUGGAAAUAGUCUUACUAUAAAGAGCACGCCAGGUUAGCACAGGGCUCUGAAGUGAAAGGAAAAGAGUAGGCAAAUGUGCUUACUUCACCUUUCUCUUCUGACACAACAGGUCAUUUCUGGUACAGACUCGCGAAUCAGUUGUUAGGUUCAUUUACCGCCGUUAACCAGCUGCAAAACCGUUGAAAAACGGCAUUUAGCCAUAACUGAACGUAGAAAAAACAUCGAACACACUAGAUGUUGUCGCUUUUUGUGUUAGCAGAAAUGUUUUAUAUACUAGUGUUUAUAUAUAUUUGUCGUUCUUCUAUCUUGCAUUUUGUAGAUACAUACAUGAAUACAUUUGUAUGUUGCUUAAUUAGUAAGCUCUUAAUGGAUGUGUAUCUUGUGACCUUGAUAUACUGUGUAAUUGAUAAAGCUAGUCAGUAAAUCAGUACUUCACA
This is a messenger RNA of Mercenaria mercenaria, 2700 nucleotides long. Its product is annotated as nucleoprotein TPR-like. NCBI's taxonomy places the organism in Eukaryota, Metazoa, Mollusca, Bivalvia, Venerida, Veneridae. Bases 335 to 1177 code for a protein of 280 amino acids. The record is from RefSeq and is a predicted model, not a curated record. The transcript is spliced from 4 exons.